Molecule: messenger RNA, 1218 nt
Organism: Hydra vulgaris (swiftwater hydra)
Lineage: Eukaryota; Metazoa; Cnidaria; Hydrozoa; Anthoathecata; Hydridae
Product: electron transfer flavoprotein subunit alpha, mitochondrial
Biological process (GO): fatty acid beta-oxidation using acyl-CoA dehydrogenase
Cellular component (GO): mitochondrion
Molecular function (GO): electron transfer activity; flavin adenine dinucleotide binding
Source: RefSeq, a predicted model, not a curated record
CAGUUAACUAUUUAUUUUAGUUUAAAAAAAAAAUUAAAGUUUGGACCAUGCUUCGAAAUACUCUUAAACUACCUAAUUCAAUUUUGUAUGGCAUAAUACAACGUUAUGCAAGCACAUUGAUAGUUAUUGAACACAACAAUGAAUCAUUGACACCUACUUCUUUACAUUCAAUAUCUGCUGCAAAAGCUAUAGGUGGUGACAUUACUUGUCUUGUUGCUGGAACAAAGUGCAAACAGAUAGCAGAUGCAGUGAGUAAAAUAGAUGGAGUAAAAAAAGUAUUAUUUGCAGAAAAUAAUAUUUACAAGGGAUUUUUACCAGAAUCUUUAACCCCACUGGUUGUUGAUUUGCAGCUCAAGAUGAAAUACACACAUAUUCUUGCAACAUCUUCAUCAUUUGCAAAGAAUUUACUACCUCGUAUUGCUGGUAAAUUAGAUGUUGCACCCAUAUCUGAUAUAUUAGAAGUUAAGAAUGAGAACACAUUUGUUAGAACAAUAUAUGCAGGCAACGCAGUUACAACAAUUAAAUCUUCAGAUCCAGUAAAGGUAAUUUCUGUACGGGCUACAUCUUUUGAAAUGGCAAAAGAAGGUCUUUCUGCAGCUAAUAUAGAAGAAUUGGCUGCAACAACAACACCUUCUGAUGAUGUUAUUUGGGAGAGUGCAGAGUUGAGUGUGAGUGAAAGGCCUGAACUCACAAGUGCAAAGAUUGUUGUUUCCGGAGGUCGAGGCAUGAAAAGUGGCGAAAAUUUUAAUUUAUUGUACAAGUUGGCAGACAAGCUCAAUGCAGCCGUUGGUGCUUCUCGUGCAGCUGUUGAUGCUGGUUACGUACCGAACGACAUGCAAGUCGGCCAAACAGGAAAAAUGGUAGCACCAGAUCUAUAUAUAGCUGUUGCUAUAUCUGGAGCUAUACAGCAUUUAGCUGGUAUGAAAGACAGCAAGUGUAUUGUUGCUAUAAACAAAGAUCCCGAGGCGCCGAUAUUUCAAGUAUCUGAUUACGGAUUAGUUGCUGACUUGUUUAAAGUUGUUCCAGAGUUGACAGAAAAGAUUUAAAUUAUAAACUAAUACAGUAGAAGUAUUGUUCUGACGACGAAUGAAUAACUUUCAUUCAUGUACAUAUACUUUUAUUUUGGAAUAAUGGAAAAUCUUUAAAUAAUUAUUUAAAAAAAUUAUUCUUUGUCAUGUAUUUAAAGUUUUAAAUUUGUGUCGCAAUAUCAACAGUCUA